Messenger RNA from Oldenlandia corymbosa var. corymbosa, 1464 nucleotides. The record is from the annotation of a GenBank genome assembly. NCBI's taxonomy places the organism in Eukaryota, Viridiplantae, Streptophyta, Magnoliopsida, Gentianales, Rubiaceae.
AUGGUUAGAGAUUUUGAGGGAAAAACCAUUGAAGAUUUCGCUUCCUCCAUAGAUUCUGUUGAUAAGGUAGAAAACAUUAGAACAAGGUGCGACCUUCCUUUAGAUCUAGAGGAUAAAGCCCUGUUAAGAAACAAGAGAGCUAAUUCUCUUCCUGAGGGAAGAAUUACUGUGUAUGACCGAUUUAUUCAUCUAGGACUUAGAUUACCCCUCUUCCCUCUGUUUGAGGAGAUUGUGCAGCACUAUAAGACUCCCCUUGCUCGUUUCACCCCAAAUUUAAUAACUUUUGUCUUGGGAUUCAUGAAAAGACGCCUUAGAUCUGGCAUUAAGAAGAUGGUCGAGGCGUCUGGUGGCUCGUCUGAAUGGAAGCCUGACUUCUUGUUUGUAAGGGCACCCAAGAACUAUUGCUUGCUGUGGAACCAUCAAGAGACGGAGGGUCUUGGAGUGAUAAAGGAUGAUUGGACCCAAGAAGACGAUGAUUGCAUCGAGGAGCUUGAUGCAGAUAUGAAGAAAAUCUUAGAAUAUUCUAAGAUGAGGAUGUAUCUGUCACCGCAUCCCUCAAAAAAGAAGAAGGGGAUCGUGAAGACUUGCGAUAAAGUGAAGUCCAAAAAAGCCAGGACGGAUGCACCCCCAAAGGAGACCAUGGCGCCGGUCGAGGAGAUAGUACCCCUUGCUACUGAGACCCUCAAAAAUCCUCCUCCAGAAACUAGGCCAAGUUUUGUGCCCCCUGGAUCAGAGAAAGGCAAGGGCCUUCUCAAGGGAGAGGCGAUUAUCCUUCCCCCUCAACUGUUCGAGGGAGGUCCAUCUGUGGCUGUGCACACCUUUAGCAACCCACCAUCGAUCGAGUGUCCGGUCCUCAAGGAAUUUGCUGCUCAGCUGAAUAAGGCUGACAACCUGAGACUGAUGAAGUCAUUUGCUAGCUUGCACAUCUCGAAAGAGGAGCUGCACCAGUGGUGUGCUGCAUUCAUGUAUAAGAUGCUGUCCAUAGGAGGGAUGGCCGCAGCACUCGAGGAGAUGACAUUAGUUGCCACUAAGUGCGGGGCGCACCGGGUUGGCGUAGCAGGUUUGAAGAGGCUCGAUCAGGACAGACCUAUCAACGCCAAGUGGUUCAAGCAAGUCCUGAUGAAGGACCCGAAGAAGACCAUGCACGAGGCAAUAGUGAAGGUCCUAACAAAGUUGAGCCUCGAGCAACUGCCCCUGUGGGAAGCUCUGACUGGUGCUUUGGCAAAAAUGAGUUCUCCUGCAGAUAUUGCAUCGUUUCCUUGUGACGUACCCACCAUCCUUGCCAGGGGCCCAAGUGAAGAAGAUUCCACACCUGAUGUACCAGAUGAGUACAUGGAUAUUGAGCUCGAGGAUGCUGACAAAGACACUGAGGAGGAUGUUGUUGACACUGACCACUCUGGAGCGCUGAGAAAUGCUGAGGACGCAUCUCAGAACCCUUCCAAGGACCCCUCCUCCUGGCAAUGA